This is a messenger RNA of Aphis gossypii (cotton aphid), 1462 nucleotides long. RefSeq names its product death-associated inhibitor of apoptosis 1-like. NCBI's taxonomy places the organism in Eukaryota, Metazoa, Arthropoda, Insecta, Hemiptera, Aphididae. The coding region runs from base 431 to 937 and encodes 168 amino acids. The record is from RefSeq and is a predicted model, not a curated record. The transcript has 3 exons.
AGUAUAUAUUUGUAUGUUCUGAGCACUUUUUUUACAGGGAGAUUUCUUCAUUUCAAGGGGGCAUUUCUACAUGCUCCACCGUGUAACAAAAAUCUCAAAAAACCUUAAUGUAUGUUCUGAGCACUUUUUCACGGUAGUCAAUUUUUUUUUUAGAUGGAAUAAUAUCGCUAACUCAGAUUUAAUGUGUAACAUAAUACGGUGUUAACACAAUACGGUACCUAUAACAAUCUGACUACUAAAAGUAACAAUUUACAAUUUAUUUAUUACUUAUACAUGUUGGCUACACUGAGCUGUAAUUCUUUAGUAACAAAAUUAUUUUUUCUUUACAUUUUAAUAACUAAUUAACCAUCGUUAAACCAAGUUGUGUUUUAUGUUUAUUUUUUCUAUCUCUUAAGAAUAUAUUUUUUAUAGUAAUACAUUUUGAUUUUCAAUGCCAUUUAAAAAAAUGAACUUACAAAAAACUAGCAAUGACAUUUCUUCAUUAGUUUCUUUAGUACGAAACAAAUCAUUCCCAACAUAUCCGGAAUACAUUACAUUUACAUCCAGAUUAAAAACGUAUGAUAUAUUACCAUCAAAAAUACCUCAAAAUAAAUAUUUAUUGGCUGAUUGUGGUUUCAUAUACAGAGGAGUAAAAGACGUUGUAGAAUGUUUUUCCUGCGGACUUGUCUUACACGAUUGGAAAAAAGAUGAUAUACCAUGGAUUGAACACUCGAGACAUAAUCCGGAAUGUGUAUAUGUAUUAUUAUCAAAAGGAAAUCACUUUGUUGAAUAUGUAAAAACCAAAUGCGGAAAAGCUAAAUGUAAUUGUGAAAUUGAAUCAUAUGAUACCACUUGUUUGAUGCAAAUUAAUUUGAAGCAUACUGAAACGGAAAGGGUAAAAUUAUAUUGUUUGAUAGAGAUGGUAAAUUAUGUGCGACUAUAUUUUUUUAUUAUUUGACACCGAAUAUAAUAUUUUUAUAAAUAUGCUAAUUAUUAUAAUGAAAUCACACCGUUCUAAAUCAAAUCAAAAUUAUGAUUAUUAUUUCAUAAGACGGAAAUAAUAUGUAGAUUAUUAUAAUGAGAUCACACCACUCUAAAUCAAACCUAAAUUAUAAUAAUUAUUAUUUCGAAAAGUACCGAGAGUAAAUGUGCCGUAUCAUAUCAUUCACCUCACACUGCUCAGCACAUAGACGACACACGGAAAUUUUUUAAUAUUUCAACUUUUCAAAGAACAUUGUAAGUAUAUAUCAUUAAACGUAAAAUAUAAAAUAGGUAGUUAUAAAUCUAAGUUAACUUUUUUUUUUUUUUUUUUUUUUUUUUUACUUAUAUAAUAUCAACAGUUUUAUCGUAAACAUUGAACAACGGUCUCACAAACUUAUAAUAUAUCAUACCACAUCACGACGCUCAACACAAACACACACGGAAAAAGUUCAUUUUUUUUUUCAAAUAUUUCAACUUCACAAAAUAUCAAUGUAAGUAUAUA